GCGGCAGCGGCGGCAUGGCCGUGUGGACCCGGGCUUGCAAAACGGGGCUGCUGGAGCUGCUGCUGCGGGAACGUUGGGUGCGGGUGGCGGCGGAGCUGAGCGGGGAGGCGCUGAGCCUGACGGCGGAACCGGGAGGCGGCGAAGCGGCGGCGGCGCUUAACGGCGUGGUUAACGGCAACGCGGAGGCGGCGGCGCCCGGUUGCGUGCGGAGGGUGCGGGUGGUGAAAGCGGAGGCGGGAGGGCUCGGGAUCAGCAUCAAGGGAGGUCGGGAGAAUCGUAUGCCGGUGCUCAUCUCACGGAUCUUCCCGGGGCUGGCGGCGGAACGGAGCGGGGCGCUCCGUCUGGGCGACGCCAUCCUCGCCGUUAACGGCGUCGAUCUCCGGGAUGCCACCCACGAUCAAGCCGUCCAGGCGCUCAAGCGAGCCGGGAGGGAGGUCAUCCUCGAAGUGAAGUUCAUGCGGGAGGUGACCCCCUACAUCAAGAAGCCCUCGCUGGUGUCGGACCUGCCGUGGGAGGGGGCCACCCCGCAGUCACCCAGCCUGAGUGGCAGCGAGGACUCGGGCUCCCCACAGCACCAAGGCCCCCGUGACCGCAAGGUGAUCCCCCUGAAGAUGUGCUUCGCCGCCAGGAACCUCAGCAUGCCCGACCUGGAGAACAGGCUGAUCGAGCUGCACUCGCCGGACAGCAGGAACACCCUGAUCCUGCGCUGCAAGGACACGGCCACGGCCCACUCCUGGUUCACGGCCCUGCACGCCAACAUCACCGCCCUGCUCCCCCAGGUGCUGGCCGAGCUCAAUGCCAUGCUGGGCACCGGCGGCGCCGCGGCCGGCGGCAGGGAGGUGAAGCACAUCGCCUGGCUGGCCGAGCAGGCACGACUGGACGGAGGGCGACAGCAGUGGCGGCCAGUCCUCAUGGCGGUGACAGAGAAGGACCUGCUGCUGUACGAUGGCAUGCCCUGGACCAGGGACGCCUGGGCGUCCCCGUGCCAUAGCUACCCGCUGGUGGCUACCAGGCUGGUCCACUCGGGCUCGGGCCGCCGCUCGCCCGCCCUGGGCUCAGAGCUCACCUUUGCCACGCGGACGGGCUCUCGCCAGGGCGUGGAGAUGCACGUCUUCCGCGUGGAGACCCACCGGGACCUCUCCUCCUGGACACGGGUCCUUGUCCAGGGCUGCCAUGCCGCCGCCGAGCUCAUCAAGGAGGUGUCUGUGGGCUGCACGCUGGGCGGGCAGGAGGUGCAGCUCUGCAUCCACUACGAGGGCGGCUUCACCAUCUGCCGGGAGGAGCCGGGCGGCAGCGUCCUCUUCCGCUACCCCUACGAGAGGCUGAAGAUGUCGGCGGAUGACGGCAUCAGGACCCUCUACCUGGACUUCGGGGGCCCCGAGGGGGAGCUGGCUCUGGACCUGCACUCCUGCCCUAAGCCCAUCGUCUUCGUCCUGCACACCUUCCUCUCGGCCAAAGUCACCCGCAUGGGGCUGCUGGCAUAGGUGGCCCUGGCCCCCACCUGCCUCCCCCCAUCACAAACCAGCUGGGCAAAGCGGAGGGACCCCCCCAAAUCCCCCGUCCUGCCCCACCAGUGCCUUGCCAGGGCUUGGACUCGCUGCCCUGAGAGCCACUGUGGAUGUGGCAGGAUGGCUGCCCUGGGAGGGGGUGAGCCUCUCCUGCUCCACACCGGUGGUCCUGGCCCCCCAGGUGCCAGGGUGGGGGCAGGGCACAGAUACCAGCUUUAAUCCCCCCCCAGGCCUGAAGCCAUCACUGAUCUCACCAUCUGUGCCUUGGAUUGGGGCGAGCCUGACCCUCCUCCGGCAUUGGGGGACCCCAGGCAUCCCCCACACCCACGCUGGGGGGAGCCAGCACCCUCCCUUGCCUUGGGGCUCCUCCAAAGUGGGGGGGUCAUGUUGUCCUUGCGUGGGACCCCAUGAGGCCCCCCCUGCUAUUGCUGCAGCAAGGGGUCCCCUUGCCCCGCUCAGGGUGGGACACACAUUUGUCUUACUUGGGGCACUCACGGGUACAAAAGAGGCUGCCCCGAAACCAUGGGGGGGGAGGCUCAA
Molecule: messenger RNA, 2048 nt
Organism: Calidris pugnax (ruff)
Lineage: Eukaryota; Metazoa; Chordata; Aves; Charadriiformes; Scolopacidae
Gene: SNTB2
Product: syntrophin, beta 2 (dystrophin-associated protein A1, 59kDa, basic component 2)
Exons: 7
Coding region: 15-1484 (489 amino acids)
Cellular component (GO): intracellular anatomical structure; dystrophin-associated glycoprotein complex; synapse
Molecular function (GO): structural molecule activity; protein binding
Source: RefSeq, a predicted model, not a curated record